GAGAUAAUGUGGGUAAUCUAUUUAAUUAUAUUAUUUAAUUUGAUUUAAAAGUAAACGCUUAUUAAAUUUAAUAUUGCCUUGUAUUCAAUGAUCAGUAAUGCAAUGUCAAAUGCAUUGAUUAUUUUCUGUGACUGGCGAAGCUGCAUAUAACAAGUAAUAAAAGUUGUAUGAGAUAUUAAUUACAGUUAUUUGUUUAUACAUAAAUGCAAGUCUACUUUAUUGUAUGAACAUGUGGAAUUGUGAAAUUUAAAUGUAUGUUGUAAUAAAUGCAAGAAUAUCGAAUAUGAGAGAUCUUAUGUAUAACCUCUUAUUAGGUAUACAUCAUGUACAUGUAUUUGAUUAAUUUAUAUAGCCGAUUAAUCUCAUAGUUUUCAACUAAUUAAAGAAACAUUUACGAUUUUUUAUUGUAUAAUGACUACUUUAAGUGGUUUCAUGGAAUUCUUCCAAAAGGGAAAGACUUUUAGACCAAAAAAAAGGUUUGCUCAUGGAACAUUACGUUAUUCUUUACAUAAACAAGCUCAAGCUUCGCUUAAUUCAGGCAUUAAUUUAAGAUCUGUAGUAAAAUUACCACCGAAAGAAGAUCUCAAUGAUUGGAUUGCUGUUCAUGUUGUAGAUUUUUUUAAUAGAAUAAAUCUUAUAUAUGGUACUAUAUCUGAAUAUUGUGACUCUGCAUCAUGUCCAAUAAUGAGUGGUGGAGCACGCUUUGAAUAUUUAUGGGCAGAUGGGGAAAAAUAUAAAAAACCGACUGUUCUUCCGGCUCCUCAGUAUGUUACACUUCUUAUGGAUUGGAUAGAAAUGCAGAUAAAUAACGAAACUAUAUUUCCUGUGUCAACAGAUGUGCCAUUUCCAAAAACUUUUGUACCACUGUGUCGUAAAAUCUUAACUCGUCUCUUUAGAGUAUUCGUCCAUGUAUACAUCCAUCAUUUUGAUCGUAUAGUAGCUAUAGGAGCAGAGGCACAUGUAAAUACAUGCUACAAACAUUUUUACUAUUUUGUAACAGAAUUUGACUUAGUAAAUACGAAAGAGUUAGAGCCAUUAGCUGAAAUGACUUCUAAAGUCUGUAAAGAUACAGCUUCGCCAACUCAAGCAACUGUGCCAUCAAAUAAUCAUGCAAGAUAGUUAUAUUGAUAUUAUACUGCGUAUAAAUAAAACUUAAUCUCCAAUUAUAAUAAUGAACAAAGACAAAAUUUGCAUAAAUUGUUUCUUAUGAAUCUCAACAAAAUUCAAUUGUAUAUUAAUUAUUUCUAUUAAUUAAAUUUCUAUUUAUGAGGCGUAAUAUUAAAAG
Polistes dominula (European paper wasp) is the source of this 1285-nucleotide messenger RNA. RefSeq names its product MOB kinase activator 3 (gene Mob3). The record is from RefSeq and is a predicted model, not a curated record. Lineage: Eukaryota; Metazoa; Arthropoda; Insecta; Hymenoptera; Vespidae.